UACACACACAUAUAUAUAACUUCAGCGAAAUCACCUUUGAGUUCCUCAGAUUUUGCAGGCAAUGCAAGCAACACUUUUCUCCUAUAUCAGGAUUACUGGGAUUCAAAGCGUGAUUGGAAUGUAGUGGUUGCCGCCAUGGUUUUCUUUCCAUCUCUUGUCAAUGGAUUGGCGAGAACUGUGUCAUUCAGAAGAGAAAAGAAUAGUCCAAAGGAUGAAGGUGGAAGGAAAGUUGUGGAAGCAUUGGCCAAAGAAGCAAAGAAGAAUGAACUGUUGUUGAGCUCAUCUGGAACUGUUAAGUCUCAUAAGGCUAACACUUUUGCAUCUGUCUUCUCCAAGAGGGGCACAAAAGGGACCAAUCAGGAUCGUCUUGCUGUUUGGGAGGGGUUUGGUUGCCAAGAUGACAUGAUCUUCUGUGGAAUAUUUGAUGGGCAUGGCUCAUGGGGACACUUUGUAGCCAAAAGGGUCAGAGAAUUAAUACCUCUUUCUUUACUCUGCAACUGGCAAGAAGCCUUGGCUACAACAUCACUUGAUCUGGAUUUUAAACUUGAAGAAGACAGAAACCUUCAUUGGUUUGACCUAUGGAAGCAAUCAUAUUUGAAGACUUGUGCUGCUGUGGAUCAGGAUCUGAAGAACCAUACCCGCUUUGAUUCCUUUCAAAGUGGUGCUACUGCUUUGACAAUUAUUAAACAGGGUAAACUUCUCACCCUAGCAAAUUUAGGUGACUCUCGGGCUGUCUUGGCAACUGCUUCAGAGGAUGAUGAUGGCACACUGAUUCCCCUUCAACUUACAACUGAUUUAAAGCCAAACUUACCAGAGGAAGCGGAGCGCAUAAAGAAGUGUAAAGGGAAGGUGUUUUGUAUGGAAGAUGAACCAGGAGUGUACAGAGUGUGGUUGCCAGAUGGUAAAACGCCAGGGCUUGCCAUAUCAAGAGCCUUUGGUGAUUACUGUGUCAAGGACUUUGGACUAAUCUCUGUGCCUCAAGUCACUCAAAGAACACUCACCACCAGGGAUCAGUUCAUAAUCUUGGCAUCAGAUGGGGUAUGGGAUGUUAUUUCCAACGAUGAAGCAGUGAAGAUUGUAUCCUCAGUGCCUCAGAAGGAAAAAGCAGCUCAGAGACUGGUUCAAUGCGCUGCAUAUGAAUGGAAACGAAAGAGAAGAAACAUUGCCAUGGAUGACAUGUCGGCUAUUUGUCUCUUCUUUCACUCCUCUUCUUCAUCUUAUUCGCUUAAACCUUCUAGGCGUGUCAAAUAGCACUCAGUUUCACUUACAACAUAGAAUACUUUACACUCUCCUGGUCACUGUACAAGCCUUUCUAUACAUGGUGAACUGUACGAUACAUUCACUUGUCUUGCUUCUUAAAUGGAAUGAUUUUGAGUUGAUAAUAACUAAUUUGAAGUCUUUACUUCA
Neltuma alba is the source of this 1407-nucleotide messenger RNA. RefSeq names its product probable protein phosphatase 2C 34. Gene Ontology annotation, biological process: protein dephosphorylation. Gene Ontology annotation, molecular function: protein serine/threonine phosphatase activity. The record is from RefSeq and is a predicted model, not a curated record. Lineage: Eukaryota; Viridiplantae; Streptophyta; Magnoliopsida; Fabales; Fabaceae. The transcript has 6 exons. Bases 136 to 1251 code for a protein of 371 amino acids.